This is a messenger RNA of Cygnus atratus (black swan), 4464 nucleotides long. RefSeq names its product ankyrin repeat domain-containing protein 10. The transcript is spliced from 3 exons. The record is from RefSeq and is a predicted model, not a curated record. The coding region runs from base 2684 to 3283 and encodes 199 amino acids. NCBI's taxonomy places the organism in Eukaryota, Metazoa, Chordata, Aves, Anseriformes, Anatidae.
GGUUAAAUUCAGACUCAGAUUUUUAAGAGAGAAAUUUACAAACUCUUGGAAUCAAGAAUGUUACAUCCAAUCUGCUUGAGUCCUUACAAAAUCUAUGCAGUAUUUCUAAAAUACUUCCUUAGGACAAGUACUUUUUUGUUUGCCUGUUAGGAAUAAGGCGUUUAAGAAGAAGUGGGGAGGGGAGAGAUCUAAAAAAAUCUUACUAAGUUGAUUACAUGUUGAAAUCUGUCAGACAUUAAUUUAGAUCUCAUUUCUUUUGUUUCUGGGAAACAAACUUUCUCAAAAUUUAUUACAUUUAGCCUUACUCUUGGGUCUUAGUUCAUACAUCUCCAAAUGCCUCUCGCAGCUUAUAUCACCAUUACUUUGGGAGAUGGUGACUUAAAGUCUGUCUUACAGUUAAAUCUUACAGUCUAUUUUUAUGUCUUACAGUCCAUUUUUCAAAGCAGAGAUAUACUGUUCAGGAACAUUUGCUAAAUGGUAGAAUUAUUAUCUGUUGAUGUUUUAUUAAAUUAGGUGUUCAGUCAACACCAUAUUGUUUUGGUCAUGUUUUUAUCUUUGCAUAUCUUUAAUUUGCUCAUUUAGAUUUCUUGUAUUUUCCUUUUUGGGCCAGCAAAUUUAAAACAGAUUAGAGAGAAUGGAGUUAUUCACUUUGUUCAAAAUCAAUAUUGAAAUACUUUAUCUGUAUUGCAACACAAGUAAAUUAGAACAGAAGAGCAUUGAAUGCUGGUUAGCAGGAACCUCAACAGGCCAUCUAGUGUAGCAUUGGAAAGGAUCGACUAUAUUUCACAGAAUUUCUGGCCUCAUAGUCUGUUCUUAAAAAGGAGGAGGUGAGAAAACACUUUGCAGAUUCAACAACCCUGACUAACUUUAUACUCUGAAACUUUCUCCUAGUGCAUUAUUUGAAAUAUACUUUGCUCUUAUUGAUCCCAUUCAUUUACUGACAGCACUGGAUGCACAGAACAUAUUAGUCUCUUUGCAGCUGUCUGUUAGGUGUUUGAAGCUAAUAUUGCUACCCUGAGAUUUCAUUUCUUUUGACCAAAUAGUUUUUUCAGUCUUCUAAAGUCUUGCUUUCUGGGACGCUCUUUGCUGCUGUUCUCUGGAUUUUCACUAGUAGUCCAAGUAAGUGAUCACUUAGAAUAAUUCUAGAAUGGAAUGAAAUUACCCUGAUCUUCCUAGUUAAUAAGCUUGCUGAUUCUGUAGUAUUUCAAUUUACCCUUCCAAAUCUUACAUAAUGUAGCUGUAUCCAUUUAUGGAAUUAGUCUUGCUGUAAUAGUUUCUAAAGAUUUUUCUGGUCUUUCAUUGUUAUAGGAAAUAAAUUGCAGUGUUCUAGGAAGUAAAGCUGAGCUUUGUUCCUUGUGUUCUUUGCAUGAACUAGAUUGAGUUUUCUACUGCAUAUGAGUCGCAACAGAGGAAUCAGGUCUAUUCAUCUUCUAAAUUCUCAUUCUGUGGAUAGUCUCUUUCUGGAUUUUGAAGUCUUAGACUUCAAGUACUACAGUAUAUGCUGUAGUAUAAACUACUGAAGCCAAGAAACAAAAAUCCAUUUUUCUAACUAGUUAGCUAUGUUUGGAAAGGAGGGAAAAAAUAGGAAAGAUACAUUGGCAUCUUUUGCUUCACAGUCUAGUUGUGUCAUUUCUAGCCUUCUUGUUGCCAGUUCUCUGCGCUUCCUUAUGACAGGAUUCUGUAUUUCUAAGCACAGACAUACUGUAUGUUUGUGUAAAUACAUGUCCUACAGCAUUCUUGCAAAUUAAACCUCCACAAGUCUACAUGUCUUAUCUGGUUUCAUUUAUAAGCUCCCUGAUAUAUUAGGAUAUUCAAAAUCCAAUGCCAUUUCUCUUGUACAUGGAAAAAGUCUUGGUUCAAAUAACAAAGCAAGUCCCAACACUUAUGAUGUCACACACUUUGAAAUAAGAAACAAACCAGGAAAAAAAAGAAAAACCUAUAAGCAAAGCAUAACUAAGUAUAGCAUCUUAUUUUUUUUCUAUGUAUGUGUAUAUUUUAUUGUUAGGAGGAACAGUGAUGUUGUUGUUACCUUAGAAACCAGAAUGCCAUGGACAAUUGCCAAGUCAUGUUAAGCUUGUUUUGAGUAUUUGAUCUUUUACUCAAGAUAUAGAUUGCAAAAUAAACUGCAGAAGAUGGUAACGUUCAAGGCUUAAAUCAGUCUGAAGUUUAUGUAAAGAUCAGGUCUUCAGACUAUUUUAGAAUAAAGCGUUUUGAGAAGUUUAAAUAGGAAGAUGCUUUUUUAAGGCAUAUAGUAUAUUGAUUUUAUUUUAAAGUGUUUUGUCUCCCAAAUUUUGCUUAGAAGCCAGAUGUAUGUGAGAAAAGUUAAGUUAGUUAUAAUACUAAGAUUGAUAACUAAUUUCUUAAUGGAAAUUUGCUAAGUGUAUGCUUUCUCUCAUCGCCAACAGAUAGAUAGUCAGUAAGGGCAGCAGCAGCAGCCAGCUAGGUUGAUGAAUGAGUGUAAUUCAGUUUCUUUGUAUUGUACAGCUUGAGAAAUGCCAGUGGCCUGACAGCAGCAGACCUUGCACAUACCCAGGGCUUCCAAGAAUGUGCCCAGUUUCUCUUGAACCUCCAGAACUGUCACCUGAAUCGUUACUAUAGCAAUGGCACCUUAAAUGGGGUUCAUCAGAAUGCAGGUCCCAAUCCAUUCAGUGGUGGGACAAGUCGAAAGAGAUCCUUUGAAGAUAUGGAGUCUGCUGGAGUAAAGAAAGCUAGAACGGAAGCUUACAGCUUUGAUGGCUUAAUACCAAUGAUGAAUGGAGGAGUUGAGGACGAUGCUGACAAUAUGCACGUUGACAGAGAGUUUGCUGUUGUAUCAGAUAUGAAUAGCAGUAGCUCCAUAUUGAAUGCACUGACAAAUGGAUGUGCCAUCAAUGGACAUUUGGAUUUCACCGCCGCGCAACAGCUCAGUGGGAUGGAUACCAGGCGUGAGGAGUGUUUAACAAUAACACCUAACGGAAUCAUUCCUGGAAUAACUUCUCCCGGUAGGCAUCGAAUUCAUACCAGUAAUGGCACCGAGGAGCCGGAAAAGGCCAUGAAUAAUCCCACUGAUAUGUGUGGGUCUCUUCAUCUGAAUGGAAGCCCGAGUAGCUGCGUUUCUAACCGGCCCUCGUGGGUGGAAGACCCUGGAGAUACUUUGCACUAUGGACACUACCAUGGUUUUGGGGAUACUGCUGAAAGCAUCCCCGAGCUUAGUAGUGUUGUUGAGCAUUCCAAUUCUGUUAAAGUUGAACAGAGGUAUGACAAUACUGUCUUAGGCACAAUGUAUUUGUACCAUGGUUCCUAGAUCAAUGACCUUUAUAUCAAAUGCAUAUUGAAAUUGCUACCAAAUGAAUCUGGGGGGACAAAAUCCUCACAUAGCAUUAAAUUUGAAGAUUGCAACUUAUUGCUAUUUUUACACUUUGUUUAUAUGAAAAGUAAACCUUUAAUUUGACAGCCUUAUACAAUAGUUGUAGUUUGUUGCAUGUAUGGGGCUUAUUUAGUGAUAAAAUAGGUGCUGUUAUGAUGGAAUGGUUAUUUUCAUUUUUUAUGGAAUGUUCUGGUUUUGUAUUUUUUUAUUUCUCAGCUUGUGAACACUAUCUUUCCCUUUUUAGAGCUGUUUCCCCUUUUAUUAAAACAACGUUUAAAUGAAUUUUGUGAAGAAAAUGUUACAUAUGUGCAUACUUAGAAGUAAAGAUUUUCCUUUUCCCUAUCUUCUGCUGAAGCUAUGGUAGCAAUAUCAAUGCCAGCUAUCACUAUGCAAGGUUGAAAAGUGGCAAUCUUACAGAGCUUCUCUGACUUUACGGUUUUGUACAUUUGUUCAGUAUAAUUAGAUGUUCAUCUUUACAUUUUUUAAGCAAGUUGUUUAAAAAUGCAGAGACAAAAUUUGGAAAAAGUUAAACAUUAACUUUUCCGUAGCAUAGGAGUGCUUUUUAUUGUUGUUGGGCUCUUUGCAUUAUAGAGUGGGAAGGUGGGUUGCCUUUGUUCAGUCGCAGUUGGGUGUGCCUCAGGUUAGUUCUGAAUUUGUGGCAUCUUCCUUUUGCUUCUCUUCUUUAUGUGUAUGCUUGAUAUUUUACCAUAGCUCACAGACUGGAGGCAUGUUGGCACUGUUCUGCUUUGUAUGCAGUUUAAAAUUACUGUUACUUGUUAGAGAAUUUGCCAGGUCAAAAUAUUUGAGUUUGACUGUCUUGGAUAUACAUUUAUUGUCCUUUUUUUAACAUGCUUUGAAAAUGUAAUGUUGUGUACUCUGGGCUAUGCUCAUGGAUAUACAUUGUAUUUAAAGCUUAAUACACAAAUCAAAAUUCAUAUAAGUGCACUAUAUGAGCACUAAUAAUAUAAGUUGCUGCUUUGUGAUAUGAUAAAUGAAGAGUGGGUGGGAAGAAUAUGGUAAACGAGAUAAGCCCUCUGAAUUGUGUUGAUUUUUUUGUUUGUUUUGUUUAAAAAGGGAUCUUUACAAAUUGGAUUUAAAAAAUAAACAUAUUACAUUGU